ACAACAGCGGGACUCCCUGCAGGAAAAGGACUCAAACAGGUGCAUCUGAUAUCUCCAACAGCUAUGGACUGGGAAAGAUCACUGAAUCGAACCAAGGUGAACUUUUCUACUCCAGCCUCCUCUUCAUCUUCGCUCUUGCCUGACUCCUCGUCCUCCUCCUCUUCCUGCUGCAACUCUUCUCGCUCCAUCUUCUCAGCCUCCCAGUUCUCAGCCCCCUCUUUCUCUGGGCUCGACCUCCUGUUUAACCUGAAGCUCAUCUUCAUCCCUCUCUACUCUGCUGUGGUCCUGGUUGCGUGCUCUGGCAACCUCCUCCUGCUCUUCCUCAUCUGGCACAAUAAGAAAAGACACAACACGACCAAUUUUCUCAUCAGCAACCUGGCACUCGUCGACCUGGUGAUGUGCGUCUUCUGCGUCCCUUUGACCGCGUCCUAUGCAUUUGAUAAGCGCGGAUGGGUGUUUGGAUCCCACAUGUGCCACUUUGUCACCGUCAUGCAAUCCACAGCUGUUUACGCGGCCGUCCUCUCCCUCAUGGCCAUUGCGGUGGAUCGUUACGUAGUUGUGGCUUAUCCCAUCCGAAAGAGAGCCAGCUACCGCUUCUGCUGGGUUCUUGUAGUUCUGAUCUGGCUCUCCUCUCUGGCUUUAUCCAUGCCAACGGCACUGCACACGGUCUACCUGGACCUCCAGGCGGCAGGCCUGCAGAUGGCUGUGUGUGAGGAGUUCUGGGAUGGCCAGGAGCAGGGUCGCCUCAUUUACUCCUGUUUCAUUCUCUUCUUCUCCUACUUUGUCCCACUGGUUGCUGUCUCCAUUUCCUACUGUGCCAUUUCCUAUCAGCUGAAACACAGGAUGACUUCGAGCUUGACAGCAUGCACGGAGCUGAGAUCUGCACGGGCCACCUGGAGCAGACGGAGGAAGAAGACCUUCUGCCUACUGCUGGUGUCCGUUCUCUGCUUUGCCUUCUCCUGGCUUCCUUUACAGGUGGUGAACCUGAUCCGCGACCUGGACACAGACUUCUCCAUCCUGGGGAAGAACUAUAUCAACGUCAUCCAGGUGUCCAGUCACCUCUUUGCCAUGAGCUCCGCUUGCUACAACCCAUUCAUUUAUGCUUCGCUGCAUAACAAAUUCCUCUCUUACCUGUGUCUCCACUUCCUGCCCUGGAGAAAAGGAAAAGCGAAAGACAGGCGACAAGGGUCAAGCGUCCUGACGGUGUCUCACAGAAUGCCGCGCCUUUACACCUCCACCAUUGCGGCAGAUUUGCCGGGUGUUGUUGCAAAUAAUGCCGAUCCUCAAGAAAACUACACAUAA
Molecule: messenger RNA, 1302 nt
Organism: Maylandia zebra (zebra mbuna)
Lineage: Eukaryota; Metazoa; Chordata; Actinopteri; Cichliformes; Cichlidae
Gene: prlh2r
Product: prolactin releasing hormone 2 receptor
Biological process (GO): G protein-coupled receptor signaling pathway
Cellular component (GO): neuron projection; plasma membrane
Molecular function (GO): neuropeptide binding; neuropeptide Y receptor activity
Source: RefSeq, a predicted model, not a curated record